GGCGACAGUUGGUUCGGUUGGAGCCGAGCGAAGCAGGGACCUUCCCGCCCGACCCCGACCCGCCGCAGAGGAGACGGGGAGCAGCCGAAGGAAUGGAAAGGAAGCGAGCAGAUGGAAUGGAAAAAGCACCUCAAAGCACAGUUCCAAUCCUAUUUUACAUGUAACAGAUUUUUGAAGAUCUGGUGCUCACAAUAGAACCCUGAACACUUGCAAGCUCUCCAAACGUAGAAAUGUCUGGAUCAUAUGAUGAUUCUGUUGGAGUAGAGGUUUCUAGUGAUAGCUUCUGGGAGGUUGGAAAUUAUAAACGUACAGUAAAACGAAUUGAUGAUGGUCACAGACUUUGCAGCGAUCUCAUGAACUGUAUUCAUGAACGUGCAAGAAUAGAGAAGGCCUAUGCUCAGCAACUUACAGAAUGGGCAAAAAGAUGGAAACAACUUGUGGAAAAAGGUCCACAGUAUGGAACAGUAGAAAAGGCUUGGCAUGCAGUUAUGUCAGAAGCUGAAAAAGUGAGUGAAUUACAUCUAGACAUAAAAGGUGCACUGAUGAAUGAGGACUUCGAAAAGAUCAAGAACUGGCAGAAGGAGGCCUUUCAUAAGCAAAUGAUAGGAGGAUUUAAGGAAACGAAAGAAGCAGAAGAUGGAUACAGAAAGGCACAGAAGCCCUGGGCGAAAAAGCUAAAAGAGGUGGAAGCUGCUAAGAAAGCAUACCAUGCAGCAUGCAAAGAAGAGAAACUGGCUAUAUCCCGAGAAAUGAACAGCAAAGCAGAUCCAGCACUGAAUCCAGAACAACUUAAGAAAUUACAAGACAAAGUGGAAAAAAGCAAACAAGAUGUGCUAAAGACAAAAGAAAAGUACGAAAAAUCACUGAAAGACCUGGAUCAAGUUACACCUCAGUAUAUGGAAAAUAUGGAGCAGGUAUUUGAACAGUGUCAGCAGUUUGAGGAAAAACGUCUGCGUUUCUUCCGGGAAGUGUUACUGGAAGUUCAAAAACACCUUGACUUAUCUAAUGAUGUGAGUUACAAAAAUAUCUAUCGUGAAUUGGAGCAGAAUAUCAAAACAGCAGAUGCUAUUGAAGAUCUGAGGUGGUUUAGAGCUAAUCAUGGUCCAGGGAUGUCAAUGAAUUGGCCUCAAUUUGAGGAUGAAGAGUGGUCUGCAGAUUUCAAUCGUACUCUCAGUAGAAGAGAGAAGAAGAAGGCUUCAGAUGGAGUGACUCUAACUGGUGUCAACCAGACAGGAGAUCAGGCUUCGCAGCAUACCAAGCAUAGCAGCCAUCUUAGUGUCCCGAGUAAUACAGUGCAGUCAUUACAAUCAAGUUACAAUCCCUUUGAAGACGAAGAUGAUACGGGGAGUACUGUCAGUGAAAAGGAGGACAAUAAAAUCAAAAAUGUUAGCAGCUCUGAGAAAAACCAAAGCUACCCUACAGAAUGGUCUGAUGAAGAGUCUAGCAAUCCGUUUUCUUCCACUGAUGCAAAUGGAGACACAAACCCAUUUGAUGAAGAUGCCUCCCCUGCCAUGGAGGUGAGAGUACGAGCACUGUAUGACUAUGAGGGCCAAGAGCAUGAUGAACUCAGCUUUAAGGCUGGGGAUGAGCUAACUAAAACAGAGGAUGAAGAUGAGCAAGGUUGGUGCAAAGGACGUCUGGAUAAUGGACAAGUUGGCUUAUACCCAGCAAACUAUGUAGAAGCAAUCCAGUGACAAAGGAUUAAGUGAUUCUGGAAGUACUAUAAUAACUUUGUAAGCCAGUACCGAACAUGUUGCUCACAAUGAGGGGAACUGAAUGAUGUAUAGAAUGUAUAUAUUUCUUUUAAUGCAAAGGAAUGAUGGAUUGAUAUUGACUUUGUGGUGAUUUAGAGAUAAAAGCUAGAUUUGGCAAUUUGAAAACAAAAUUGUAAUUUGUACACAAUGGAAAACAAAAGGGUCAGGUUGAAAAAUAUAGUACAACAAGGAAAUUCCUCUUUAGCUUCUUUCUUAUCUAUUCUGUAUUGCCAUGUUUUUUGCAUUUUCUAUUCUGGUGCCCUAAUCCACACUAGGUGUGUGGUUUAUCCUGAUUUUCAUUUAAUCAAUUAUUUUAAGUGACCUUCUGUAAUUUUCAACUUGAAUUUUUAAGACUAUUGUCAUUGAUUUUCUGUUUGUUCUUAGCAAUGUCCGAAAGAUGCAGUAUUUUUUUAUUUAAAUCCUGUGUAGGCAAGCACCUUUUUUUUUUUUAUGCUUGGAUUUUUCAAUUAAUACUUAAAUUAUGACAGAUUGAUUCACCAGUCAAGUGAAUGAGAACUUUCCAUGUUGUAAUGUUAAUCUUUCCAUGCUGUCAUCAUGGAUUGAAGUUGUAAAACAAGUAUUGUAUUUAAUAAAUGUCUGUUACAGAAGAUUGUUUUGUAGCAGAUAUAUCUGCAUAUAUUAUGGUUGGGUUUCUAUUGUGAAUGCUAUUUAUGCAUUUUAACGUUUAAAUGUGAGUUUCCCAAAUCGUAAAUCGCAUUCUAAAAGCAAAAAUAACAUAAAAUAUUUAAAACUAUUUCAAUCAUACUCUUGCUGAGCAGUUUACCCUUCUGUAAAUUAUUAAUGGAUUUUAUCAGUGAUUUGGAAGGUUAAACAAGUACGAAGACUAAUUUUCAAGCAAAGGAGACUGUAAAAUAGGCUAAAUUGCUUUUUAUUAAGAGGCUCUUUAUGUUGUGUAUAUGUAUAUAUAAUUUGAUAUUCAAAAAAAUUUAAAGAGCACGUCUACUGUUAAUUUUGUGAGCCUUCUGACUGUUGAUUAGAUUUAGACUCUGCUUGAAAACUUAAAUUAUAGGCAUAUUUAAAUCUGCGUUGUUAUUCCCUAUUAGUUGUGCUGUAUCAUAGAGCAAGUAUUCUGUGAUUCAGAUUCUCAGAAAUAUAGUAAAUACAACAGUAUACUCUAAAUCUGUAUUGGUUGGUAAAUUGUGGAUCCAAAUAUAAACUAGCUUUAGUAGUCCCUAUGUGGAUUAUUGUAGCAGAACACUGUAAAGUCUUCUACAUCUUGUUUGCAGCUACAACUCAGUCAUAUGUAACAGUGUCAAACAGUAUAUACAUUUGUGACAUUUAAAAGCUGGGUUAUACAUGGUCUAGCAGGUUUUUGUCUUUAAAAUAAUCUAAAUCUUAUCAGGUGAGUCAAAAUGCUACGUUAGGAAGCUACACUGUAAUCAAAUUAAGAAAUCUAUUUUCAUGUAAUUAAAACAAUGUAGGUGUUCUUUAGCUAUACCAUUUGCUUUUUGAGAUCAUAGAUAUAUUUAGUCAACAUUUCUAAUGAGUUGAAAUGUACAGGUUUAGGAAGUGGAUGUAUGUAUGUGUCUGUCAUAAAAAUUUACCGGCAUAUUUGCUCAUUCACAAUAUAAAGACUUAACAAAAACUGUCAAGAAUUUGGGGUCUUGGUCUCUGUAUUCUAAAAUAUUUUAGAAAAUUAAUAAAAUCUGUUAAUCUCUUAA
Trachemys scripta elegans is the source of this 3436-nucleotide messenger RNA. It is a transcript of the gene PACSIN2, whose product is annotated as protein kinase C and casein kinase substrate in neurons 2. Gene Ontology annotation, biological process: caveola assembly; plasma membrane tubulation; regulation of endocytosis. The transcript has 13 exons. Bases 231 to 1694 code for a protein of 487 amino acids. Gene Ontology annotation, cellular component: cytoplasm; plasma membrane; endosome. Gene Ontology annotation, molecular function: protein binding; phospholipid binding. The record is from RefSeq and is a predicted model, not a curated record. Lineage: Eukaryota; Metazoa; Chordata; Testudines; Emydidae.